Podarcis raffonei (Aeolian wall lizard) is the source of this 1042-nucleotide messenger RNA. RefSeq names its product C-type lectin domain family 4 member F-like. Lineage: Eukaryota; Metazoa; Chordata; Lepidosauria; Squamata; Lacertidae. The transcript is spliced from 6 exons. Bases 76 to 792 code for a protein of 238 amino acids. The record is from RefSeq and is a predicted model, not a curated record.
AAAGCCCCUCCAAAGAAAAAAGCACCCACACCAGGAUCGCCACCGCCACCGCCACGAAAACCUAUCGUUCUUCUCAUGAAUGAAACCCGCGUGAAAGUCGUGUGGACUGUCAUCACUAUCGCUAUAAUAACCUUAAUUGGCGUGGCAAUCGGGAUGGGUGUUUCCUAUCGCAAGCUGAAAACAGCACCUAAAGAUCCUCGCACAGACCCAUUGAUCACGCUAAGGAGCACAAUGGCUGCCUCACUAAACCGUCCUAAGAUCAAUUCCGAAAAUGCCAUGCAGGUAGCAGAAGAAGUGAAGACAUUGCCAGACCUUUUAGAAGAGGCUGAAAAGGCCUACAAGAAACGGAAACUGAAGUACCAAUCCUUCUUCCUUAAAGGUGGGAAGUCUUCGGGUAGGUGGGAUGCUUUCGGGAGGAAUCUCUACUACAUUUCAAAAGGAAAAAAGAGCUGGUAUGAUGCUGAGAAUUUCUGCGAGUCCAGAGAUGCCCACUUGGCCUCCAUCCUGACCGAUGAAGAACAGAACUUUGUCACUUCCCUGCUCAGUGACCCCACUUGGAUAGGCCUUACAGAUGAAAUGGAGGAAGGCAAAUGGGAAUGGACAGAUGGCUCCCGAUUUAAAAAAGAGUAUUGGUCUCACAACCAGCCUCCCCACAGACAGCAAAACAGAGAAAUAGAGGAGGACUGUGUCUCCAUCGUGCCUGCGAGUAACAAAUAUAACUGGAAGGAUGCCUACUGUCAUGAAGAGCGCAGAUGGGUUUGCAAGGAAAACCUGGAUAUCGAAGAACUGUAAAGUUGGGGGAACCAACGCUUGUGUGAAGACAGAAUGCUUUGCAUUUCGCCAUCCAACCCCAUGGAAAGCCUUCAGAGCUACAGAAUAAACAUAAAGCACCGUUCCUUUAGCUGCCUGAAACCAAGAGAGAUUAGAGUGUGCUUUGUUAUUAUCUGUUGGCUGUGGUGAUCUGUUUCUCAGGUGAUGGGUACCUGGAAACUGGUGCCUACUGGACCUGGCAGGGCUGCUAGCAAGUCACAGAGCAUGACCA